AACCGUAUAGACGUACAUUUUGUUAUGUCCUGUUUCAAAACGAUACGAUUUCGAUUUCAAAUUUCGUUCUGAUUUUCCUUCAAGUAAACGGAAGAACAUUUUUGAAAAAAAAAAAAAAAAAUAUUUUCUCAGUUCGAUCGGAAUGAGCGAACAAAAAAAAAUCUUAUUGAGUUAUAGUGAAUUAUUGCGAUUAUAAUUAAAAAAAGGAAGAAAAAAAUAUAUGAACAAACGAAUUUUGAAAUAAAUUAUCAGUGACAACGGCAAAAAAGAAGAUUAUUUUUUUUUGUGUGCAAAGUGUUUUCUACUGAAAGUGCACCAAAAUAAAUGAAAUUUUGAAGAAAAAAAAUAAAGAGAUGAAAAAUAUACAAACAGAUUUAUUGAAUUGUUAAAACAAAAAAUACAAUUACGGUGUUUUUGUGUGCAUAUACAAUUAAUUAAAGAAAAUUAAACGAAAAAAAGCACCGAAAAAUUAAAGAGCAAAUCGAAAGAGGUAGCGAAUAGAAAGCGACAAAAAAAGGAGCGAUCAAGCGAAAUCAAGUUCAAACUUAUCCAAAAUAAUUCAUGAUAAAAUCAUCAGGUAUGACAGUUACUCCUGUUAGCACGGCCAUGACAAGCCCGACGGUUCCUCACAUUUUACAACAGCAAAAGACGAGUCGUAUAAGCAAUUUCAGUGUGGACUCAUUGUUAGCCGAUACACGACCAUCAUCGUUAGCCUCAUCACCAGCAUCAACAACAUUAUCACCAAGCAUAACCACAGUAGCAUCGCCAAUCAAUUUAAAACAUCAUCACAUUGAGAAUAGCCUAGCCCAUAAUAGUAUUACACCGCUUGCGAUAGCCUCAUUGCAACGAAGCGCUCUCCUCCAUCAAAGAAAUCAAUUGAAUGAUUCGAGCAGCACAACAAGUUCAACCACAAAAAAUGAACGAAACACACCACAUAGUUCGGCAUCAGCCGAAUCAGAUAUUGAAUAUGAUUCGAAUGCCGAUGAUGAUGACAAUUCAAUUGUCGACAUUGAGGAUGUACGAAAUGAAAACAGUAUGACACCGCCAAAUAGUGGUGAAAUUGAAAAAUCCCGACAAAUGUUGAUGGCAACACAAGCAGCACUCAGCGGCCAUGUACCAAUUCGACCAACACCAUUCAGCGCAUUGGCGGCGGCUGCAUUUCAUGGUAUUGGAGCGGCCGGUGGCAUUCCAUGGCCAGGAGCAAGACAAAUGCCAACAUUUCCACCCGGCAUGUUUCCUGGACAAGGUUUUGGCGCAGGUCAUCAUGGACAAGAUGGUAAUGAAGUACCUCGAAUCAAAUGCAACCUACGGAAACACAAGCCAAACCGAAAGCCACGAACACCAUUUACAACGGCUCAACUACUGUCGUUGGAGAAGAAAUUCCGUGAAAAGCAAUACCUGAGCAUUGCCGAACGAGCUGAAUUCUCGUCGUCAUUGCGAUUGACUGAGACACAGGUGAAAAUCUGGUUCCAAAAUAGACGAGCCAAAGCGAAGCGUUUGCAAGAAGCUGAAAUUGAGAAAAUUCGCAUGGCACAAAUGGGCCGUACAACAGGUACAGCAAUUUACAUGAACAUGGGAAACAUCGGAUAUUUUGCACCACCCGGCAUCAUCGGUAACGGCAUGCAUCUGUAGUAGAAAUAAUUAUAUUGCAAAUAAAAAAUAAAUUUGUCAGCAAAGACGAUGCAUCCACGGCAAAUUGCAUUCGCUAAUUUAAAUACAUAUGUUUUUCAUUUUCUUCUCGACUGAUUAUUAUGUUUUGAGUACAUAUUGCGCCAUAAGAAUUUUUUGAAUUAAAUUUUUUGAAUUAAAAGCGAGAGAGCAAUCAACGUUUGGCACAUCAAUUACAUAAAAUGUAAAUGCACAAAUUUUUUAAUUCAAAUGAGCCAGUCCAUUGAGCAAUUUAAGGAAGAAAAAAAAAACAUGUCUCUCACACGGCAAAUGCCAGCUAGAAUUGUUUUCGCUCUAAUUUAUCAACAUCACACACAAAACAAACAAAAUCAUACACACAUUUAUGAGUUAAAUAUUAAAUUUUAGUGACACACACACAUACAUUUCAUCGUUCGUGAGUAAGCUUGUAAAUAGUAAUUUUUAAUAAAAAAAAGAAAUAAAAAUAAAAUAAAAUCGGACACUAACUCAAAUACAUUUAAAUGAAACAAAAAAACAACAAUUAUUGAUUAAAUUAAAUUAUGUAGUGUGAAUGGAGAAGCAACGUUUAAGUUUAAUAUGAAUUGAAGCAAAAUAAAAAACAAAUGUAAAUAGAAUUCAAAAUCCAAAGGUAUUUAGUUUCUCAUUUUCUUUUUCCAUUUUUUUUAGUUUUGUCUUAUUUCAAACAUCUACCGUUUUUCCUUCCUUUCCACACAUACGAACAUUCGUUCCUGACUGUAAAAAAGCAUAUAACGUUCAAUUACGUUGUGUCUCAUGUUAUACGAUGCUCAAGUGCAUUCACAUGUUUCUAAUUAUUAACACCACUUUACACACAAACAACAUUUCACUCAUAUCAACAUACCAUUAACCGUUCUUAAACUCUGCUCACCGCUCAAUUUGCCACCAAUCACCAUAAUCAUCGUCAUCUCUCAACAAAAAAAAAACCCAAACAAAACGAACAAGAAAAUUGAAAAUAAUUUUAUCAGGAGACAUAGAGAGUGUAUUAUUUAUCUCAAAUGCACGCAAUGUGAUUUUAUUUUGUGUUUAGAACUUUUUAUUUUAUUAGUUAUUUAAGGAUAAUAUCAUAGAAAGAAAAAAAAUAAUGUGUAAAAUAAAGCAGAA
Contarinia nasturtii (swede midge) is the source of this 2766-nucleotide messenger RNA. RefSeq names its product muscle segmentation homeobox (gene Dr). NCBI's taxonomy places the organism in Eukaryota, Metazoa, Arthropoda, Insecta, Diptera, Cecidomyiidae. Gene Ontology annotation, cellular component: nucleus. Gene Ontology annotation, molecular function: RNA polymerase II transcription regulatory region sequence-specific DNA binding; DNA-binding transcription factor activity, RNA polymerase II-specific. Gene Ontology annotation, biological process: regulation of transcription by RNA polymerase II; embryonic morphogenesis. Bases 562 to 1632 code for a protein of 356 amino acids. The transcript is spliced from 3 exons. The record is from RefSeq and is a predicted model, not a curated record.